AUGAAGCGAAGUCGUCUUAUCUUCCCUGCCUGCGGUUUGCGACCGUCAAGGCUCGUUGCUUCCUCUGCCGGCACCCUACCCCUACGCACGAAACGCGUUGAGGCCACGGUGCAUCUUGCGCUCUGGCGCCAACCCGCCUCGCUCCCGCGAAGCCAUCGCUGCUACUCGACCACAUCUUCAUCCGAAUCUUCAUCAACUGCAUGGAUUCUGGAGAACUACAAGGGAGACAGGAAGGACGGCAAGCCACACGGCCAGGGCUAUGUGCGCCUGCCCGAUGGCACGACCAUCACCGGCGACUGGGUCGAGGGCGAGCUGGUCCGCGGCCGGCAGGUCAACAUGCACGAGGGUGGCGGGAUGCUCUACGAGGGCGAGUACAGAGACGGCCUCUUCCACGGCCAUGGCCGAGGGUGCAACGCCGACCACAUGUACGUGGGAGAGUGGGUCGACGGCGUGCCGCACGGGCGCGGCCGCUUCGUGUCCACCACAGAGCGACGCACCUACGAGGGCGACGUGUCCCAGGGCAAGCCGCACGGCCAAGGCCGCGAGACGGAUGAGAUUGCCAAUACGGUCUAUGAAGGGCAAUUCAAGCAUGGGAUGAAGCACGGAGUGGGUGUGAUGCAGGGACCGCACCAUCGAUACGAAGGCGGGUGGGUGCACGAUCGAGUCGAGGGCAAGGGCACGAAGCGAUGGAAGACCUCGCACAAGCCCGACAGCAACGAGGAGCAGUACGAGGGCGAGUGGCGCGCCGGCCUCCAGCACGGCACCGGCACCUUGACCGUCUUCCACCGCGGCGGGCGUCGCAAGACCAUCUUCGAGGGCGACUGGCGCGAUGGUCUGAUGCACGGACAAGGGCGCGAGCUCACGCCCAGGGGCGUCGUGCUGCGCUCGGGGACCUGGACGCGCGGCGUCUUCGUCGAAGGGCAACAGAACGAGCAGGCACCACCACCACCUGCAGCGACCAUCGCGCCGUCUCUGUCAACAGAGACGCCCAAGAAGAAGGCGCCACAGCGGCGAGGCAGAAAGCCUGCAGCCCAAAAGUUGAGCCAAUCGCCAACCAGCUUGUGA
Acanthamoeba castellanii str. Neff is the source of this 1065-nucleotide messenger RNA. Its product is annotated as MORN repeat-containing protein. The transcript has 3 exons. NCBI's taxonomy places the organism in Eukaryota, Discosea, Longamoebia, Acanthamoebidae. The record is from RefSeq and is a predicted model, not a curated record. The coding region runs from base 1 to 1065 and encodes 354 amino acids.